Molecule: messenger RNA, 1197 nt
Organism: Coprinopsis cinerea okayama7#130
Lineage: Eukaryota; Fungi; Basidiomycota; Agaricomycetes; Agaricales; Psathyrellaceae
Exons: 4
Coding region: 1-1197 (398 amino acids)
Cellular component (GO): Set1C/COMPASS complex
Molecular function (GO): chromatin binding; protein binding
Source: RefSeq, a predicted model, not a curated record
AUGGCCCCACCGCCGAACCAAGCUGGUCCCAGUGCGGGAUCGUCCCAGACUCUAACUCUCUCAGAUGGGCUCAUGGCUCGAUUCAAACCAGCCAAAAUAUUCAAAAAUGCAGUUGAACCUGGUCCACCGACAGGCCCUCACGGACGGCCAUCGCACUUGGCAGCGAAGCAGAUAACUGGAAUAUGCUUCGAUGACAAGGGAGAAGUUCUCAUCACUGCUGGAGAAGACGAAACAACCGUAAGGACGCUGUACUCGAAGAAGUAUGGUGUGGAUCUUCCGAGAUUCACUCAUAAAAGCACCUCGAUCAUCUACGCUUCAACAAAGGAAGAUGACACCAUCCGCUAUCACUCACUUCACGACAACAAAUAUCUCCAAUACUUCAGGGGCCACAAAGGACGCGUUAUUUCUCUGGAAGUUUCUCCAGUGGACGACGGCUUCAUGUCGGGCUCGCUUGACAAGACGGUCCGCGUCUGGGAUCUGCGUUCACCGACCUGUCGAGGCCUUCUUGCCCUACCAGAAGCACCCGUCGUGGCUUACGACACGACUGGAAUGGUCUUCGCUGUCGGCGUGAACCGUUUCUCCAAAAUAAUGCUCUAUGACCAGGCUAACUUUGACAAAGCACCGUUCUUGACGAUAAACCUGAUAGACCCCUACCUCACCCAGGCAAGCUUCCCUCCACGCCCCAUCUUCAUGACGUCCCUCGCAUUCUCCACCAACGGGAAAUACAUCCUAGUCGGCUGCUCGGGAAGUGUACACUACGUCGUGGAUUCUUAUGAGGGCCACGUUCUGGCCCGACUCGAGGGUCACGUCGGUCUGGAAAGAAGAUCUGUAAACGCACCGCCGGAUAUUGAACCAGCAAAAGGGAUCAGCGGCGAAGAAGUUUCGUGGACCCCUGACAGUAAAUACGUGGUCAGUGGCAGUUUGGACGGCAAGAUUCAUAUGUGGUCGAUCAAGCGAAUGGAAGAAAUUCUGGGGGAGACACCGUCACUGCCUGAAGGCUCGCGCAAGCCGAUAAAGAUCCAAUCAUUUGUUCAACUCGAGGCAGAUGCAUCGUCGCCAACGCGGUGUUUGCGAUUCAAUCCACGACUAGGCAUGUUUGCUACUGCCGGUACUGAAUUGGCGUUCUGGUUACCCGACACAUCUGAUAACCCAGAUGAUGUGGCUAAGGCUCUUCUCAAGAAGAAACUCGGAACAUGA